Coccidioides immitis RS is the source of this 2887-nucleotide messenger RNA. RefSeq lists its product as hypothetical. The coding region runs from base 850 to 2055 and encodes 401 amino acids. NCBI's taxonomy places the organism in Eukaryota, Fungi, Ascomycota, Eurotiomycetes, Onygenales, Onygenaceae. The record is from RefSeq and is a predicted model, not a curated record. The transcript is spliced from 5 exons.
CCAUGAACACAGAGGAACGUCCGAGAAGAAACAACAAUUAAUGCCAUUGAAUUUCGUGAGGUUUACGUGGAUGAAUCUUCCAGGAAUGCUUCGGGCGAUUUUAACUGUCACAGGUGCUGAGUGUUGCUGCGGUUGCAGAUCGAUAAUAAUUCCCUCCGUGCUAUCAUUUGACCGCCGGUGACCCUGCAUUUUCGGCCACUGGAGAUGAAGAAAUAGGGGCCGUCUAAGCUUUCGGGUCUAGGUUUUAUAAGGCUCGGUUUUGCUCCACAUUUGAUUGACAACGGUUAUUGAGGCAGGACCAGCAUUUGAUCAAUACUUAUACUCGACCUUCCCUGCCCACUCUUGCUACCAGGUGCACCUGAACAGCCGCUUCAUGGUUCAACGCUCUUUUACCAACCAGUGCAAUGCCCUUGUUUAUGCAAUUCCCUAAUUUCGGAUAUCAUCACAAUAUAUUUCGACGCGCAUUACUUUAGCGACGACAACACAGUGAACAUUGUCAGCAUUUGGUUUUUGGCUUUGGCAUGGGCGCGAUUUGAAUAAUUGGCUGGUCUCUGAACACAACUUCCCCUGCCGACUUUUACUUCAGCCAUCCCUGCUGCCCCAUUGCACAAGGGGCCCUCUAGUUUCGGUGAUCUUACACACGAAAGACCUUCGUUUCAGCAAUUUUUACCGGCAGAAUAACGCUUUGUUUGCAGACGCGCCUCUUUGAUCCACGCCGCCCUUUUGGCACGUCCCGCUCAAAGAGCAAAACUGGAAUUUUACGCCAGCCCUCCCCUCUCGCCUCCGACGCAUCGAUCUCCAUAUUUCGAUUCGUCGCGAGGCGGGACCGCCUCAGAGCAGCUUAGGGGAAUGGAUGGAGACAGCAGCCAGCGCAAGAAGUACGACCUCUCUGCGCACGGAACGGCUGGCGGCAUAGGGAGGUCUCGGCCGCUUCAUCACUCUCAGGAGAGUCCCAUAAAUCGCUUUAGGGAUAACAAUCAACCCCCAGCUUCUCGUGGGCUUCAUGUGGAUACGGUGGCACACCAGAGUCGUAAUCCUUCACUCCACCCGUACGGUGGUUUCGAGUACGCCGAGUCAGCAUCCUACAAUGCACCAUCGCUCCAAGGCGGGCCACUGCAGAGUGGAGCAAUGCCCUAUCAGCAAGAUUUUUCUACAUCUUCAUCCAGGCAAAAUCAGUCGCAGGCGACGCAGCAGUCAGGCCAUCAGGAUCAACAACGGCAGCAGCGAAUACAGCAGUACGACCCCGGAAUGGUUUACAAUAUUGCACCGCAGGCUCAACCGCAUUCUCCAUAUGAUACUGCUUCACAUUAUCAGCCACGGCACUCUGCAGCUAUUGAAGUUCUGGCGACACAGUUUGGUGUUCCGCAGUACUACCCGACCGACGAGUCCCCAGCGACUGAAUCCACCCAUUACUUAACCACACAAGUUCAGCAGACCCCGUAUUCCCAACCUCAUUCUGCUACUCGCUCGCAUAUUGCGACUUCAUUCCCCGAGACUAUGGCCGGAUUUAAUACAUCCGUUGCGCCGGAGCCUCCCAACCCGUCCGAACGGCUACGGGAGCCUUCAUCUGGCCUGGAGGAUGCAUAUAAUCGGUACCAGCAAGCUUUAAGGCAAACGUUCGAAAAUAUUCGUAUUGGCCGCCUGAUUACUGCGAGUCGAUCUCUCCUUGAAAUGUCAGAAUGGUUACUUGGGAAUGCUGUGGACCUUGGUCUUGUACGCGACGAAGAACAUUUACACACCGACCGCAUCAAACUAUGGGAUGAAUUUAAUACGUGCUGGUUGGCCCUAUGUCAAAAGCAAAAAGACACGACGCAAGGCAUGUUGGAAUCCGGGCCUUCAUCGCAGGAAAUUCUCACAGAAGAAAUACUUAAUAAAAUGGGGAAAGAUUUGGUUCGUUUAUGUGACAGAAUUGAACAAUACGGUUUAGUUGAUUAUCAAAUGGGUGUGUGGGAAGAGGAGAUUCUAAGCGUUCUCAGCCAAUGUCUCGAUCUUUUGGAAGAAUACGAAGACACGACUUCAGCCAGCCGCAGCCAAACAGGCACUGUCGGUCGCUAACCUCCUGUUUUUGGAUUGUUUUCCUUCAGUAAUUGUGACUUUACCUUCGUAUUCUCGAGACGCCACCGAUAUUUGACGUCGGCUUUCAUUUAUUAGACCUUUAAUACGUCAAGUGCAAGGCCUCACAGGAGGCCACCAUCGCACGCGAGCGACCACGAUACUCUUUUCCAUCGCCCUCACGAUUCAACUAUUGUAAUUGUUCAGCGCAUACUUCCGAUACGGGAGGGUUAUUUUGCUUAUUCUGUUCCAGCGAAACGAAGCAUCGAUGAUAUCCCAUGGCCUAGAUUUUAGAGUGGUAUAGACUCGGUUCGGAGUGAAUGGUUUGAAAUUGGUUUCCUCGGGGUUUAUUUUCCUUGCUCUUAUUAUUAACGCUUUCCGCUUACAUUUGCUAUUUGACUCCCGUGCCUUGGUUUCUUUUUUUCCCCUCGUGGGUGUGGGGAACGGAUUGGAUAAAGUGGCAUCGAAGCAAUUCGGCGAGCAUUAUGCGGCGUCAAGCACUGGGACUGGUGGUGUUCCGGUACUUGGAAAUAAUUUUCUGUUUUUCAUUCUCUCUACCGUCUCUGUUCGGAGUUUGCUGCGUACUCUUCCCUCCCUCUAAUUUGAUAUCCCCCAAGCUCUGUUUGUGUUACCCUGACCUUAUGUUUUCACAAUUGUGCUCCUGUUGUUGGGCUGGAGUGCGAUGCGCGAACUGAUUUCUAUGUUGAUGCUGACGCUAUUAUUCCGGACUAAUUCUGUGUUUACCUUUCCUCGCGCCUGCUGGCUGACGAAUAAGUAAUAUCCCUUAAUUGGAGUGGGAAUUCGCCCAUACAAAUUCAAGACAUUUUGAUGACAG